Molecule: messenger RNA, 990 nt
Organism: Magnusiomyces paraingens
Lineage: Eukaryota; Fungi; Ascomycota; Dipodascomycetes; Dipodascales; Dipodascaceae
Exons: 1
Coding region: 1-990 (329 amino acids)
Source: RefSeq, a predicted model, not a curated record
AUGGAAAUAGAAGAAUCCACCCCUCCAGCUGCCGAAGAAAGCUUGACGGUUGAAGUUGACCGAUUAGCUAAAGAAACCGUCCGUUCUGCCAUUUCUUGCGGCGCGUCGAGGCAACCUCUUCGCGUCAAAGAUAUACGUGCAACAAUGGCCUCCAUGAAUGUACCCAAGACCCGUGGCCCUUACUUUACAAAAAUGUUGACCACUGCAGAACAACAUCUCAUGGAUGUUUUCGGCAUGCGGCUGGUCCGGAUGCCUCCUGCUGUUGUUGAAAAAGCUGCUUCUUCAACAGCCGGGCCCUCAGGAUCACAACCUAAACGCGGCCGUAAAAAACAACGUACUGAAAAUGAACCAAGCUCAAGUGCUCCUAACCCUUCUCAAAGAAUUGAACAACAGAUUAGAUCAGAACAAGCUAAUGCAAGUCAUCAAUUUGGAACUCUUAUUCAAGGAACUUCACCUGGUGUUGAACGAUAUUAUCCCAACGUCGUCACAUCAGAUAACUUCAUCUUACGAUCAACCCUGGACGAACAGUUUCGUUCUAUCGUCGCUUCUUAUACACCCCCACAAGAAUCAAUUUAUUCUGCAACAGUGGCUAUUGUGAUUGCUCUAAUUGCUUUACGUUCAGAUCACUUAAAUAAAUCGGACCUCGAUGCCUACCUAAAUGAAAUUGGCUCCCCAUUUGAAGAAGAUCUCGGCGAGGAAUCACACUUUAUUUCUCCCUUUUCUUCUUGGGACGAAGCGAUAAGAAAGUUUCAAGCAGACAUGUAUAUUGAGCGUGAUAUGAAAACUGUAAUUGAUGCUUCUGGAAAUACCCUAGAGUUUGUUACAUAUUCACUUGGCAAACGCGCAAAGCGUGAGUUUACUAUCGAAACUAUCCUGAAAAUGUGUGAAGCAUUUUUACCAGAUACUUUUGAAAGCAAAAAAAAGCAAAUCCUCACUCAGCUUAAACGAACAGAUCUUAUAACUGAAAGCGAUAUUCUAAAAACUUGGUAA